UGAAUUCUCGGAUCGACCGCGAGGAGCUGUGCGGGCGGAGCCUGGAGUGCAGCAUCCACCUGGAGGUGAUCGUGGAGAGGCCGCUGCAGAUUUUCCACGUGGAGGUAGAGGUGAAAGAUAUUAACGACAAUCCGCCUGUGUUUCCCGGAACACAAAAGAAUCUGUUUAUGGCGGAAUCCAGGCCGCUUGACUCUCUAUUUCCACUAGAGGGCGCAUCCGAUGCAGAUAUCGGGGCCAACGCUGUGCUGACUUACAGACUGAGCCCCAAUGAGUAUUUCUCCCUGGAAAAACCAUCUGAUGACGAGCGGAUAAAACGUCUUGGGCUAGUAUUAAGGAAACCUUUAGACAGGGAAGAAGCUCCGGAGAUUUUUUUAGUGCUCACGGCCACUGAUGGUGGCAAACCUGAGCUGACUGGCACCGUUCAGUUACUCAUCACAGUGUUGGACGCCAAUGACAACGCCCCAACUUUCGAUAGAACACUCUAUACGGUGAAACUACCAGAAAAUGUUCCUAAUGGAACGUUGGUAAUUAAACUUAACGCCUCAGAUUUAGAUGAAGGUUCGAAUGGGGACAUUAUUUAUUCAUUCUCCACUGAUAUUUUACCAAAUGUGAAAUCCAAGUUCCACAUAGACCCAGUUACUGGAGAAAUUAUGUUAAAGGGAUAUAUUGAUUUUGAAGAAAGCAAAUCCUAUGAAAUUUUUGUAGAGGGUAUUGAUAAGGGACAGCUUCCACUCUCUGGCCAUUGUACAGUUAUGGUGGAAGUUGAAGACACCAACGAUAAUGUCCCAAUAAUGGAAUUCAAAUCCUUGUCACUCCCAAUCAGAGAAGACGCUCCACUGGGCACCGUCAUCGCCCUGAUAAGCGUGUCCGACCUCGACUCUGGUGUCAACGGGCAAGUGACAUGCACCCUGUCACCCCACGUUCCCUUCAAGCUGGUGUCCACCUUCAAGAAUUACUAUUCGCUGGUGCUGGACAGCACCCUGGACCGUGAGAGCGUGUCGCACUAUGCCGUAGUAGUGACCGCGCGGGACCGGGGCUCGCCUUCACUCUCGGCCACGGCCAAGGUUUCCGUGGAGGUGGCCGACGUGAACGACAACGCGCCGGCGUUCGCGCAGCCCGA
Messenger RNA from Hipposideros armiger (great roundleaf bat), 1120 nucleotides. Its product is annotated as protocadherin alpha-4-like. Gene Ontology annotation, molecular function: calcium ion binding. The record is from RefSeq and is a predicted model, not a curated record. Gene Ontology annotation, cellular component: plasma membrane. Gene Ontology annotation, biological process: homophilic cell-cell adhesion. The transcript has a single exon. Lineage: Eukaryota; Metazoa; Chordata; Mammalia; Chiroptera; Hipposideridae. The annotation marks the transcript as partial.